Molecule: messenger RNA, 1872 nt
Organism: Betta splendens (Siamese fighting fish)
Lineage: Eukaryota; Metazoa; Chordata; Actinopteri; Anabantiformes; Osphronemidae
Exons: 10
Coding region: 211-1473 (420 amino acids)
Biological process (GO): cell surface receptor signaling pathway
Molecular function (GO): transmembrane signaling receptor activity
Source: RefSeq, a predicted model, not a curated record
AUGUUUUUUUGCAGUGAUCAGGAAGCAAACACAUAACUACAUGUGUUGCAAUCAAAGACUUGGUAGUUCCUACAAAUCACGCAGAGAAGGAAGAUAAGACAUCACGACUUUAUUAGGGGGCAUUGAAUUAAAGGUAACGUCUGUUAUUUCUGCUUUUGCUGUUGUUUAAAUUCAGAGCAGAGACGAGCAGCAGAGUGAGUGGAUGUGAAGAUGAUUCUGCCUUUGUCCAGUCUGAUGUCACUAAUCUGUCUCGUCGAUGGAAACGCUAAAGAAGUUCUGCCUAAAGCCACUCUGACGACUAAGACGACAAUCAUCCCACUAAAAGGCAACGCAACUCUGACCUGCUCUGUGCAGGGAUAUAAAAACCUCGAAUACAUGUGGUUCCAUCGUUCAUCAGCCACUUCUGACUAUCAGCCUUUACUUGGUUAUGAAGCAGCCACGGCCACGGUCUCUUCUGGAGGAGAUUACACCUGCCAAGGGCGGAGCACGAAUUCAUCCAGUCCUCAAAGUGAUCCAGUCACUAUGGUCAAGACAGUCAGUAGUGGCAUCACUGUGAGGCGGCAGCCCAAAUGGACCCCCUUAUUCAGUGGUGAGAGGGUCGCCCUCUCAUGUCACAUUCUACGAGGUGAAGCUGCUCAGUGGACGUAUCAAUGGAAAACACCCGGCUUUAAGAAACGUACAGGAUAUGCAUUCACUAUCGCCAGUGUCACCACAUCACACAGUGGAGACUACAGGUGCCGGGCGAGAAGGGGCUACAUACAAACAACCUGGAGCAGAGCCUUCAAAGUGGACGUGUCAUCAAACAAACCCAGAGCCUCACUGCGAGCAGACAGCACAGAAGGAGCCAAUGUGACUCUGACCUGCUCUGUGAGCGAGUCUGAGGGAUGGGACCGCUUCCUGUUCAUGUAUUCUCCGAGCCCUUCUGAAUUUUAUCCACUGGAAACCAACAAAAGCAGCACCCUCAGCGUUUCAAAGGGCGGCGUCUAUGUCUGCAGAGGAGAACGAGGAUCUCAGGGUUACCAGUCAGACAGCAGUCCUGCAGUGACAGUGAGGAAAACUGUGUUGGGAAGAAAUGAAAGCUCCUUGCCUGUGGUGUUGGUCGUUGGACUGGUCUGCUUAUUCACUAUUAUCCUCCUGCUUCCAUUGUGUUGGGUCAAACACUUUAAGGAAUCGUGCUGCAGCAGGUCAGUUCACUCUUCUCCCAGUGUAGAUGAAACCCCCACCAUACAGUCGACGGGCAACCAGAGUGAAGCGCCGGCCUAUGCCUCUCUUUCUUAUGGUGAUACAUGUGUGUACGAUUCACUCAGAGGACCUGGAUACACUGGAAGUGACAGACCAACAAAUGAAUACGGCAAUAUCACAACUCUGCAGGGGCUAUGGGAUGAUAAUACAAAAGGGAGCUCUGACUACAUAAAUGUAAAUCCAUAUGAAGCCACAGGUGUGAAGAGAUGUCCAUCAAUAGGAAACGAGUGAAAAAAAACCUCUGCUGUCUUUCAGUCAGUGUUUUUACAGGCUGGUAGAUUCAUAUGAAAGAUAACUAGAACACACAGGAAAACGGUGAUGUCAAAACAUGUGAGAGGAGAAAAAUGGAGAUUAUAAAUCAUAACAUUUAAUUAUGUAGGAGGGAAGUAAAAGUCACAAUCGUUAACGUGACACUGUAGGUUGGAGCUUUGUGAUUCAGAUUAAUGAUUGUUAGGCAGAUUAGAUUGUAGAGGACUUUUAAUUUGACAUUAAACCAAUUGACGAUUACACUUUUAUUGUCAUCCAUGUUGUAAAUGUAAACGCAUUAGUGUAAAUUAUUUUGUACUUUUAUUUUUUUAUUUGUUAAGUGUUAUAAAAACAAAUUAAAUUAAAAAAUUCAAACAUGGUCUG